AUGUUUUCUUUGCCGCACAUAAUUUUGUCCCUCACGAGAUGGCAAAUAGCAUUCUUGAUACUGUGGCUCCAUCGAUAUAUCCGAACCAUAGGUAACUUCCUCAGCCACUGGACCUAUAAGUCUAUACCGAUUCCAUCGAAACCUUCAUAUACGAUAAAUGAUGUUACAGUAAUUAUUCCCACUAUUCAUAACAAUUUUGAGGAGCUGAGAGAGUCUAUAAAAAGUAUUCUUGCUUGCCAUCCGUUUGAGCUUUUUCUGGUCACCACGGCCGAUAAAUAUGAGAAGCUGUCAAGAUUUGUUGAUUCUUUAAAUGCUAGCAACGUUCAAGUAUAUCAGGUUCGAAUUGCAAAUAAGCGGAGACAGGUCUGCGAGGUUAUUCCUGAGGUAAAGACUUCUAUCAUCAUAAUGGCUGAUGACGAUGUCACGUGGCCAAAAACUAUACUCCCCUGGCUAUUAGCACCGUUUGAAGACGAAAGAAUUGGUGCAGUCGGUCCCAACCAGAGAGUGAAAAGAAUAAGGAGUGGACCAUUUUCCUCAUUACUAUUUAACUGGCUCGGUGCUGCAUAUAUAGAGCGCAGGAAUUUCGAGAUCUCGGCGACUCAUGGUAUCGAUGGAGGUACUUCAUGUAUGUCAGGCCGGACUUGUGCAUUUCGUGCAGAGAUUCUUAAGAGCCCCUUGUUUCUAGACGGAUUCAAAAAUGAGCGUUGGGGUCGAUAUCAACUCAAUGCCGAUGACGAUAAUUUUGUGACUAGAUGGCUAGUUGCAAACCAGUGGAAGACAUGGAUCCAAUAUAAUAAAGAAUCUGAAAUCGAAACAACCCUAGAGAAUAACAUCAAAUUUCUCUACCAAUGUUCGCGGUGGGCACGAAGUAAUUGGCGAAGUAACUAUACUAGCCUGUUCACUGAGCGUCAUGUAUGGCGGCAGCAAUUAUGGUGCACAUACGCUUUACAUAUUGCAACUUUUACAACUCUAUCUUUCGUAUUCGAUCCCCUAAUAAUUUUUUUGACAAUAAAUGCGUCACGUGAACUACCUGGAAACUGGCCACAAUAUGCACUUAUAGCUCAGUGUGUCUUUAUGGCAUGGACAAAGGUCAUCAAACUUGUGGGACUUUUUGUGCGAGAGCCUCUCGACUUUAUUUUUCUCCCCGUUUCUAUAAUCUUUGGUUAUUUUCACGGACUCAUCAAGCUCUAUGCACUCUUGACACUUCGCAUGACUUCCUGGGGUAGUCGUCCCGAUGGCGAUACGAAUGAUAACGAACGCAUGACGCCUCGUUCCCGCCGUAACGAUAGUUUUGACUCUCUCAUCGACGAUCAUCCAGGACUUAUUCAAUACAAAGAUUCUCGAAUUAUCCAUUCCUCAGAGAAGCACCCUAAUAUUGAAAUCGAGGAUUGCUGUGCUUGUAAAUUUAGCUUAGCCCCAAAAACCUAUGACUGCCCAAAUGGUUGA
Blumeria graminis f. sp. triticale is the source of this 1446-nucleotide messenger RNA. Lineage: Eukaryota; Fungi; Ascomycota; Leotiomycetes; Helotiales; Erysiphaceae. The record is from the annotation of a GenBank genome assembly.